CCUCUCUCGCUCUGUAGUCUGUACAUUCUUUACAGCUUCUGGAGAUUGAAGAGGUGAAAUUAAAUCUUUUUCGACUUCAUUUUCGGGCCACAGAUCUGUAUAAUCAAUCAAGUAAGCUCCCCAGAUUGUUCUCUUCCAUUCUUCGAAGCAAAUUUUGUUUUUAGUUUCUUUUUUUCCUGUGAAUUCUAAUUAUCUUGCGAUGAAUUUUAUUUUGUGUCUCAUCUAGUUCUCUCCGAUACUGGGAGUAUCUAAUAAUGGGGCUAUCGUCCACCACUACUGGUGGUGAAGGAAUUCAAUUUUGUAUAUUUGAUCUAAGAAGGGGACAGCAUGAAGGACAAGAGCUUGACAAGAUUUUGUUCUUCUUUCCUGCUGAUUUGCCUUUCUCCACGCAACUUUCUGUAAUUGGGCUUAGCGAAGGACUCAUCACCUUUACAAGAAUUUUCUCUCCUGAAGCUGCCUGUGAGGUCAUUGAAGCAGAGAGGCACUCCCAUGUUUUCUAUCAGGCAGAGCCAGAUAUUUGGAUGGUGAUGAUUGUGGAGAAAAAUAAGGAGACAGAAGCCAUUUGGCGGAUUGAUGCGUUACAACAAGUUCUUAAAGAAGUACAUUCUCUUUUUAUGAUGUUUCAUGGAUCCAUACGAUCUUUACUUGAAAAAGAACCUGGUGGCGGACUUGCUCGUUCUCAUUUGUAUUUUUUUGUCAUGGAUUAUUUGACUGAUUUUCUUGCUGGGAAAAAACUUCAGUUACCCUCUUUUCGUGAUUGUUUAAAGGAACGUGGAACUGUUCAGAUGUUGACUGUGGGGAGGGAGGCUGCAAUUGAAGUUCAGUCACUUGUUAGGGUAGUGGAAUCUGCAUGUGCUGGGAAUACUGCUUGCAGCUCUCUGGUCAUGUUUCAAGACCUGCUGGUGUCCACGACACUUUCUCCUGAUGACACGGUAAACCUUUUCACUUAUGCCAUUCUAAGGCUGACACCACUUGCACUAUCCUCUGGAAGUAAUUCAUGGUCCUAUUUGCGCAAGGGAAGCACUGCCUCUCUCAUUACCACAGGCUCUAUCUCUGCAAACUUGGGAUCUGUUAUAGAACAAAUACACACCUCACGUGAUACUUCCCCUGGUAGGCAAGGUCAAAGACAUCAUGUUCCGAGGCCCUUGCAACGUGACAAGUGGUCCAAAGGGAAGGAUGGUUUCCUUGUUUUUGAGACAUCAGGUGCAGAAGUUGGUGGUUUAAAUUCUUCAACUCCAACAGUGUGGCUCCGGCGGUCGGAUGAAAGAAUGUAUCUUUGUGUUUUCCAGCAGAGGAACCUCACCAUAAUCCUUCUCAUUCCUGUUAGCUCUAUGAUUAAUGCAGAGCAGGGGAUUUCCAUGGUGAAGCGACAAAUUCUUGAAAAUGCAUCACUUAAGAUCUUGAAAGUUGAUGAAAAACUCUCAAGAGGAUGGGGUGGUGAGAAUGCUUAUCACGUCCGUGGAUAUCGCUACUUAUUGUUUGAUGGUGACCGAAACAUAUCAAGGGCCUCUCCACCAGGAAAAGUUACUACUCUAUCAAAGGACUCUCUCCUUUCCCUUAAUAGGUUGAGAGAAGAAGUUGAUAUAGAGAAGAGUAGAGCAAGACAUGACGACCCUAGUCAUGAGAAAGAUUUAGAAGUAUGCAUUAGAGCGAAAAACAAUGCAUGGGUUAUUGCAAGGGUUACAAGGGGGAAAGAACUUUAUAUGGUCUUAGAAAAGGCCGAUGAAACACUUCUUUAUGCCUCCGAUGCAGUUGAGAAGUUCAGCAACAAGUAUUGCAAUGGAGCUUUUUCUUUGGAUUAGGUCAAAGUCACUAGUUCUGAUAUCUACACAUAGUGAGACAGCAAGAGAUACAUGUUUUACAUGCUGGGAGAAGUACUAAUACUUGGUACUGUUCCCUGGAACAGAAGGUUUACCUGUACUGCCCAUUUUUUGUAAAAGAAGAAAAGAAAAAUGUAAUAGAUGGAAAUGUAAUAUUUUGUUCUACAAUGGGCUAAAGAAAUUUUUUGUGG
Molecule: messenger RNA, 2011 nt
Organism: Telopea speciosissima
Lineage: Eukaryota; Viridiplantae; Streptophyta; Magnoliopsida; Proteales; Proteaceae
Product: vacuolar fusion protein CCZ1 homolog B-like
Exons: 9
Coding region: 255-1802 (515 amino acids)
Biological process (GO): vesicle-mediated transport
Cellular component (GO): Mon1-Ccz1 complex; intracellular membrane-bounded organelle
Source: RefSeq, a predicted model, not a curated record